Globicephala melas (long-finned pilot whale) is the source of this 5714-nucleotide messenger RNA. It is a transcript of the gene NRG2, whose product is annotated as neuregulin 2. Gene Ontology annotation, biological process: animal organ development; nervous system development; intracellular signal transduction. NCBI's taxonomy places the organism in Eukaryota, Metazoa, Chordata, Mammalia, Artiodactyla, Delphinidae. The record is from RefSeq and is a predicted model, not a curated record. Gene Ontology annotation, molecular function: signaling receptor binding.
GGGUAGCACAAUUCCUCCCGCGUCCCUGCGGGCCCUGAAGCCGGGCACUGAAGCAGUGCAGUCCCAAGCUUCCCCUGCAGAAGCCGCGCUCCCCACUCGGUUCGGGGGUAGAGGGGGCGCGAGAGAGCAAGUGGGCGGACGUCCCAUCCUCCGCAUCCACCUCCAGGUCCUGGCGCGCAGGGUGGGAGCGCUGCGCGCCUCCGCGCUGCGCAUAGCGGCCCGCUUGCCGCCUGCCCCCUGCCCUAGCUGGGCCGCCUCCCCGGGCUGCGGGUGGAGGGCUAUAAGGCGCUAACGUUACGCUGUUUCCGGUUUUCCAGCGGGCUCUGGUUUCCCCUCCCAAGGCGGCGGCGGCGGCGGAGCGGCGGAGCCCCCCAAAUGGCCUGGCCAGAUGCGGCAGGUUUGCUGCUCAGCGCUGCCGCCGCCGCCACUGGAGAAGGCUCGGUGCAGCAGCUACAGCGACAGCAGCAGCAGCGAGAGGAGCAGCAGCAGCAGCGGCGGCGAGAGCAGCAGCAGCAGGAGCAGCAGCAGCGACAGCAACAGCGGCAUCUCUCGUCCCGCUGCGCCCCCAGAGCCGCGGCCGUCGCAACAGCCGCAGCCCCGCAGCCCCGCAGCCCGGAGAGCCGCCGCCCGCUCGCGAGCCGCAGCCGCCGGCGGCAUGAGGCGCGACCCGGCCCCCGGCUUCUCUAUGCUGCUCUUCGGUGUGUCACUCGCCUGCUACUCGCCUAGCCUCAAGUCGGUGCAGGACCAGGCGUACAAGGCACCCGUGGUGGUGGAGGGCAAGGUACAGGGGCUGGCCCCGGCCGGCGGCUCCAGCUCCAACAGCACCCGUGAGCCGCCCGCCUCGGGUCGGGUGGCACUGGUGAAGGUGCUGGACAAGUGGCCGCUCCGGAGCGGGGGACUGCAGCGCGAGCAGGUGAUCAGCGUGGGCUCCUGUGCGCCGCUCGAAAGGAACCAGCGCUACAUCUUUUUCCUGGAGCCCACGGAGCAGCCCUUGGUCUUUAAGACAGCCUUUGCCCCUCUUGACACCAACGGCAAAAACCUCAAGAAAGAGGUGGGCAAGAUCCUGUGCACUGACUGCGCCACCCGGCCCAAGCUGAAGAAGAUGAAGAGCCAGACGGGACAGGUGGGUGAGAAGCAAUCACUGAAGUGUGAGGCAGCAGCUGGUAACCCCCAGCCCUCCUACCGCUGGUUCAGGGACGGCAAGGAGCUCAACCGCAGCCGCGACAUUCGCAUCAAGUACGGCAAUGGCAGAAAGAACUCACGACUACAGUUCAACAAGGUGAAGGUGGAGGACGCUGGGGAGUACGUCUGCGAGGCUGAGAACAUCCUGGGGAAGGACACCGUCAGGGGCCGGCUCUUCGUCAACAGCGUGAGCACUACCCUAUCAUCCUGGUCGGGGCACGCCCGCAAGUGCAACGAGACAGCCAAGUCCUAUUGUGUCAACGGAGGCGUCUGCUACUACAUCGAGGGCAUCAACCAGCUCUCCUGCAAGUGUCCUGUGGGAUACACCGGGGACAGGUGUCAGCAGUUCGCAAUGGUCAACUUCUCCAAGCACCUUGGAUUUGAACUAAAGGAAGCCGAGGAGCUGUACCAGAAAAGGGUCCUGACUAUCACCGGCAUUUGCGUGGCUCUGCUGGUCGUGGGCAUCGUCUGCGUGGUCGCCUACUGCAAGACCAAAAAACAGCGGAAGCAGAUGCAUAACCACCUUCGACAGAACAUGUGUCCAGCCCACCAGAACCGGAGCUUGGCCAAUGGGCCCAGCCACCCCCGGCUGGACCCUGAGGAGAUCCAGAUGGCAGACUAUAUCUCCAAGAAUGUGCCAGCCACAGACCAUGUCAUCCGGAGGGAAACGGAGACCACCUUCUCUGGGAGCCACUCCUGUUCUCCUUCUCACCACUGCUCCACAGCCACGCCCACCUCCAGCCACAGGCAUGAGAGCCACACGUGGAGCCUGGAACAUUCUGAGAGCCUGACCUCCGACUCCCAAUCGGGCAUCAUGCUGUCAUCAGUGGGCACCAGCAAGUGCAACAGCCCAGCGUGUGUGGAGGCGCGGGCACGGCGGGCGGCAGCCUACAGCCUAGAGGAGCAGCGCAGGGCUGCUGUGCCACCUUACCACGACUCCAUAGACUCCCUGCGUGACUCCCCGCACAGCGAGAGGUAUGUGUCGGCCCUGACCACGCCCGCGCGCCUCUCUCCCGUGGACUUCCAUUACUCGCUGGCCACGCAGGUGCCGACUUUCGAGAUCACGUCCCCCAACUCGGCGCACGCCGUGUCGCUGCCGCCGGCCGCGCCCAUCAGCUACCGCCUGGCGGAGCAGCAGCCGCUCCUGCGGCACCCGGCGCCCCCCGGCCCCGGUCCAGGGCCCGGGACCGGUGCGGACAUGCAGCGCAGCUACGACAGCUACUACUACCCCGCGGCGGGACCGGGGCCGCGGCGCGGGGCCUGCGCCCUAGGCGGCAGCCUGGGCAGUCUGCCCGCCAGCCCUUUCCGCAUCCCCGAGGACGACGAGUACGAGACCACGCAGGAGUGCGCGCCCCCGCCGCCGCGGCCGCGCGCCCGCGGCGCGUCCCGUAGGACGUCUGCUGGACCCCGGCGCUGGCGCCGCUCGCGCCUCAACGGGCUGGCGGCGCAGCGCGCACGCGCGGCGCGGGACUCGCUGUCGCUGAGCAGCGGCUCGGGAGGCGGCUCGGCUUCCGCCUCGGACGACGAAGCGGACGACGCGGACGGGGCGCUGGCGGCCGAGAGCACGCCUUUCCUCGGCCUGCGUGCGGCGCACGACGCGCUGCGCUCGGACUCGCCGCCGCUCUGCCCGGCGGCCGACAGCAGGACUUACUACUCCCUGGACAGCCACAGCACGCGGGCCAGCAGCAGACACAGCCGCGGGCCGCCCCCGCGGGCCAAGCAGGACUCGGGGCCCCUCUAGGGCCCCCGCCGCCCCCUCCGCCUCGCCCGCCCCACUGUCUUUAAGGAGAACAGAGACCGCCGACUGGAGAGAGAAAGGAGGGAGAAAAAGAAAUAAAAAUAUUUUUAUUUUCUAUAAAAGGAAAAAGGUAUAACAAAAUGUUUUAUUUUCAUUUUAGCAAAAAUUGUCUUAUAAUACUAGCUAACGGCAAAGACGUUUUUAUAGGGAAACUAUUUAUAUGUGACAUCCUGAUUUACAGCUUCGGAAAAAAAAAAGAAACAACAAAAAAAAAGAGAGAUGGGCCAAUUUUUUGACUCUUUAAUAGAAACCUAUAUUGUGGUGCCUUUUGCUGUACGCUAAUCUGGAGCUCCUGGAGAGAAGUCUAGGUUGCGGGGUGAGGGAAUGUAGGAUCCCAAGCUGGCUGGGGUCAUGGGAGGUGGUGGUGAGAGAAAGCAGGAGAGGGGAGGCUGCGGGAUUGGGUUCGGGUGGGCGUGAGGCUGGGGGGCCCCAACGAACGACAUGAGGUCCGGAGUAGCUUUGCCCCAGUGCAAGAUCUGGAGCCCUGGGCCCCCUGAGAGGGCGGGGAUCCUAGGUUUGGAGCUAGAGUUGGGGGUCAGGUAACGUCCAGGGGGAGACUAAGGCCCAGCGACAGCAACCAGAAUGGGGAGGGGGCCUCCCCGCUCCUCACAGCUGCUAAGGGAGGGGCGCACUGAGAAAGAGGUCUUCCCAACAGCCUCGGCCCUGGGAGGGGGCAGCUCUGCCAGGGCCCCAAUGUUCGUGGCUCCUCCUCCCCUAUGGCCUCCAGGAAGCCCCUCCGUCCUCUGCAGCACCUUCGUUUACAGGUCGUCUUUUCUAUUUUAUGCCUGCAUGUCCUUUGCAUUUCAGAUUCUUUAGAUUGGAUGCAUGGUCACGCUGGGACCGAGAAGAGCCACUCGACAGUGUAUUUGAUUCCCCUCUUAGCAAUAAAGUAACACCAUUUCCUUCUCACAGCCCAACUCCCAGCCUCUAGCCCACCCAUGACUUCCACUCCCUCUCCAGCCCUGACCUCGCCACCCUCCAAAACUGGGUCCACUGCUAAUUUGUCAAAAAGGUAAUUGUUUAAAAAAAAAAAAAAUCCUAAGCAAAUGGGAAACCUGCCCCUUGAAAUGUCCAAACACCUGACUGUUGACACUUGAACAUUUUUAUAUUAUAAAUAAAAUCAGAAAUAACUAAUGUUUGACUGCGUGUGCCUAGCCCCCAGGUGAGGAGGGAGACAGAGGAUGAAGACCUGUGAUAGAGAUGGAUGGAUGUUGGUGUGGAGGUUGGAGAGGGCCAGAGCAGUACCUGGGAGAAGAGACCCUCCCUUCAAUCUCCCUGCCUUCGACUCCCAGGACAGGCUCCAGCCCUCCUCCCUGUUCUAAGAACGUUCACAAGGUGUCCCCCAGCUCCCCACCCACCACCCCCUGCUGCUGGGGAACCUGGCCAAGGGGCUGACACAGAUUACUCUGCUUCGAGCUCAGCCUCAGAGCCCUGGCCCAGUUCCUGCCCUGGAGCUACAGGGGCCGGAAUGAGGCAAGAGUUUCUGGGCCUAGGUGGGUGAGGAGGGAAGGGUUGUGAGGUUGGCACUGAAGCAGCUGAGGCAAGAUGACCCUUGGGGCCUCAGGCAUGUCACAGGCAAUGUGUGGACAUGAAAAGUGGCAUAAUGGGUACCCUCAGCUGCCAGGAGGACCACAGCUGCUGCAGCUUGUAAGCCCACAGGGUGUUGGGUUUUUUUUAAUAUCCCCUCAAAGCCAGGGCCUGUCUAAACUUGCAGUCCCUGAUGAAGGGUACGUGAUUUCAGGCAUGGAGAAGGAAGAUGGUGUCCAGGGUGAGCCUUUCCCCUCAUUGAUUAAUGUUACUAAGCCAAAGCCCAUCACCAGGAACCAUUAGGUUCCAACCAGACACAAAGGAGUCAGCUAUCCAAAGAGCUCCCAUGGUUGACGUGUGGGUGUGUGCACAAAUGAGCCCGGAAUAUGUGUAGUCAGCUCAGAGACCUACACAUGCGAAGGACAGAGAGGCUUAGGGUUGAAAGGGCUUAGGUAUCAACAGGGCCUUAGUUCAAAUUCCAGCUCUGCCCCUCACUAGCUCUGUGACUUCUCUAGGCUGCACUUGGCUCAGCUGGGAAAUGGUGAUGCUAAUACCUACCUCAAAGGGUUGCUGUGGAGAUUAUAUAGGGCGCCCAGGAUUGCUUCUGGCACAUGAUAGAUGUCUAUUAAUGGCUAAUUUGAUGAUGAUGAUGACCAUAUCCUGUGCCUUGCAUUCUUGAGUCACACAGAGAGUGGCAAAAACUGGAUGAAAGGGAAGUGAUGGAGAAAAGUAAAGAACUAGACACAUAUUCAUGUGGGGAUGCUGGGAGAAAAAGUACCUGUUACAAAGAAAAAAAGGAAAUUAAUGAACUAAAUGCUACACAAACCUGCAAAUCACUGACUUCUCUAGCCCCUGAUGAUCUCAUCCAGAUCCCUGUACCGGCUCUGAGUUUGCUAUUGCCUCUAAAAUUUUCUGAGAGCCAGUAAUUCCUCUAUGUGAUUUAUGAUCUCUGUAUGACCCUGAGUAAUUCUGAAUGACCUUUUGGUGAACCCAUCGACCUUUUCAUGACCCAGUUUAUUGUCCUCAUUUGACCCUUCUGAGGGCCUGAGUUGCUAAUACCUUCUAAAUUUUCACUCAGAAACCACUUCCAUGACUCCAGUGAGCACACCGACCUCUAUGUAACCCAAAGUAAUUCUGGAUGACCUCUUGGUGAACCUAUUGACCUCUAUGUGACCCCAAGUAAUUCUGAAUGACCUCUUGGUGAACC